Molecule: messenger RNA, 1518 nt
Organism: Brachypodium distachyon (stiff brome)
Lineage: Eukaryota; Viridiplantae; Streptophyta; Magnoliopsida; Poales; Poaceae
Product: peroxisomal (S)-2-hydroxy-acid oxidase GLO5
Exons: 10
Coding region: 207-1322 (371 amino acids)
Cellular component (GO): peroxisome
Molecular function (GO): FMN binding; oxidoreductase activity
Source: RefSeq, a predicted model, not a curated record
CUCUAUAGUCCAGACCAAUUUAUGCAAUUAUUCCCCUCCAUUGCUUGUCUGCAUCUGCACAAAAACCUCGAGUACCCGGCGCCUCACUCUUAUAUUGCUCCUAUCCCCACCACACCCUCCUCCGGUUCUUGCUCCUGCACUCCCUGAACCUUCAGGGGAACAGCCAGCUGCCAGCCUCCUGAUACAAGGGGCGUGAGGGGGGAAAAAUGGGGGAGGUCACGGUCACGAAUGUCACCGAGUACCAGGCCAUCGCCAAGCAGAAGCUCCCCAAGAUGAUCUACGACUACUACGCCUCCGGCGCCGAGGAUGAGUGGACGCUCCAGGAGAACAGGGAGGCCUUCGCCAGGAUCUUGUUCCGCCCGCGCAUACUGAUCGACGUAUCCAAGAUUGACAUGACCGCAAAUGUUCUGGGAUUCAAGCUCUCAAUGCCCAUCAUGAUUGCCCCCUCUGCUAUGCAGAAGAUGGCUCACCCAGAUGGAGAGUAUGCAACUGCCCGCGCAGCAUCAGCAGCAGGCACUAUAAUGACAUUGUCGUCCUGGGCCACUUCAAGCGUCGAGGAGGUUGCCUCAACCGGACCAGGGAUCCGUUUCUUCCAACUCUACGUGUACAAAAACAGGAAGGUGGUGGAGCAGCUUGUGAGGAGAGCCGAAAAGGCUGGGUUCAAGGCGAUAGCGCUCACCGUGGACACUCCACGGCUUGGCCGCAGGGAAGCUGACAUCAAGAACAGAUUUGUUUUGCCGCCAAAUUUAACACUGAAGAACUUUGAAGGUUUGGACCUGGGGAAAAUGGACCAGGCCAACGAUUCCGGGCUGGCUUCCUACGUCGCCGGGCAAAUCGACCGCACCCUGAGCUGGAAGGAUGUGAAGUGGCUGCAGACGAUCACGACGCUGCCGAUCCUGGUGAAGGGUGUGAUCACGGGGGAGGACGCCCGGCUGGCGGUGGAGAACGGCGCGGCGGGGAUCAUCGUGUCCAACCACGGCGCCCGGCAGCUGGACUACGUGCCGGCCACCAUCAGCGCCCUGGAGGAGGUGGUCCAGGGCGCCGCCGGCCGGCUCCCCGUCUUCCUCGACGGCGGCGUCCGCCGCGGCACCGACGUCUUCAAGGCCCUCGCCCUCGGCGCCGCCGGCGUCUUCAUCGGGAGGCCGGUGGUGUUCUCGCUGGCGGCGGCGGGGGAGGCCGGGGUGAGCAACGUGCUCAAGAUGCUCAAGGACGAGUUCGAGCUCACCAUGGCGCUCAGCGGCUGCAGCUCCCUCGCCGACAUCACCCGCAACCACGUCGUCACCGAGGCCGAGAAGCUCGGCGUCAUGCCCUCGCGCUUGUAAAUUCAUUCAUCAAUAACCAAACCAAAUCACCAUGGCGCCGCCGUCGUCGCCGGGCGGCGUCGGCCGUAUAAAGAACUACAGAUGCAGAUCAUGGAGGAUGCUGUAAUUAAGUUUCGGACCGGCCGGACAUAUCACAUAUGUUUGCAACAUUAUGAUGCCAUAUAUCGAUCAAACAUAAACAAGCAUGAUUACAUUA